Molecule: messenger RNA, 3906 nt
Organism: Symbiodinium natans
Lineage: Eukaryota; Dinophyceae; Suessiales; Symbiodiniaceae
Source: the annotation of a GenBank genome assembly
AUGUGGACGAAGGAAUCGAAGUGGGAUGGCGUCAAGGUGAAUCUUGAUCCAGAGCAGCUUUCAAAGCUUCAGGACCGCAACAAGCUCUUGGACAUCUUAGAGAACCAGGGGCAGCAGAUUGUGGUGGUGGGCGAUACCUCUUCAGGCAAGUCGACGACAAUUAACUUUCUGUUGGGCUACCCUUUCAACUUUGUCGCGCAGGGCAUUGGCACUCGCCGGCCAUGCGUAAUGACCCUGACCCCCGACCCUGAGCGCGACAAGGUGCUUUUCCGGACGAAGUUUCAGAAGAACGACUUCACAAAGGAGGAGGACUUCACAUCCCUGGCAGAUGUGGCCAACUUGGUCCGUGCAGUCAACGACCCACGAGGUCAUCCUGAAUGGUUUGACUGUUUGAACCCGGAUCGUGAGCAGUUUCGUGGACAGAUGCCCCCGAUGGUAAGACCGGACGAUGCAUUCGACGAGACGCCCGUGUAUGUCCAGCUGUUCCACAAGGACAUCGAUUGUCCCAUGCGGCUCGUGGACGUCCCUGGUCUCAGUCGUGGCAAUCGCCUGACAACCAAGAUUGCUUUGUCAUUCAUCAAGCCGGACAAUGCGGUCAUCUUGGUCGUCGGAAAGGACCAUCCGAACAACGGUGGCUUCCCUCAUCUGGCCGCGGCCAUGAGGGAGUGCUCUCGCACCAUUGUCGUUCAGAACUUUGCCAACACGAAGAUCCAAGACAACCAGGUGACAGAGAACUUCAAUGUCAUCUAUGACAAGAUGAGCGGGCGCACUGAUUUGGUGCUUUACUGCAUUGACUACGGCUUGCCCUACGAGCCGGGACUUCCCUUGUGGCAAGAAGGCUACGACCAGCAGGAUUGGCACAAGAUCAACAAGGAGCAAGGUUUGCAGGCAGUCCGGAGAGCCAUGGUGCAACACACAGAGAUGCGAGCAAAGCAGCUGCAAGAGCGGUUCAAGGACAGCAAGGUGUUCUCCAACGUGAUUGUGCCAGGAAUCGACCUGGUACGCAAGAAGCUCAACGAAUUCCAGUUCCACGACAUUGAUGGGCACAUUGGCAGAUUGCAAGAAGAGCUGAGACGUCAGAUUGCCAAGCGCCAGGGAGAACUGGAACGUGCCCAAGCUCGCGUCAAGCAGCUGCAGUUCCCGCCAGAGUGGGAUAACAUGCUGGCAUCCUUUGCCGCGACCGUCCGAAAGUACUUGGACGCAACGCACAACACCGUGGAGAUAUAUGAUGCCGCGACGGGCCUCAUGAAGGAGGAUGAUUCCUUGCUGUGGACAUCAGAAGAGGAAGCACGCAGGGUCGCCAAAGGGGCGCUCGACAGUGGUGACAAGCACACGGAUGAAGAUGGGCUUGCUUGGUUUGCUGGAGAGGUCGACAGGAAAGUGGUGGCUUUGCUUACCGAGUACUGCGGCUUCGAGUCAGAGUUUCGACUUGCCUGCAUCCGGAGCUGGCAGCGGCUUGUGGACGAGUUCACUGGCAUGCUGGCAUUUGCACCGAUGCCAUGCGUUCCAGCAAGCUUACACGACAUGGCCAAAAUGCGCGUCGGCACUGGUCAGUCCGGCCAACUGAACUUCACAGAGGAGACGGUCAAGGUCGUGGUCAGCCUGGGUGAGGAUUCCAAGCAUCGAGGUCUUGUCCGGCCUCUCCUGGAGCAGUUGGAGCGGAGAAUGAGACUUCUGGUCGAGCGCGAUUUCCGAAAUUCCGUCGCCUGCCUGGAGGUGCGAUGUGUCGAGGAGUUGGAGAGGUUCUUCGAACUGGUACAGGAGGACUUCGACGAUGCCGCAUCAGACGGAGAGCCGGAGCCGCCAGCCCCAAGGACCCCCGUGCUGCCGACCAUGACUCCCCGUGAAGUGAGGAGCGACAGCAAAUCAAGCAAGCGGGCAGCUCGCAAGUCAGAGAUGACUAAACUGAUUCUGUCAGGCGUUCUCAAGGCUUUGCUCAGCCAUGCAGAUGAAGUCAUCUCGGGAGUCUUGCAGGGGUCAAUUGAGUGCGACGACCACAAUGAGCCAGUCAUCGAUCCCGUGACGCAGCGCCCGCGGCUACGUGAGAGGUCUGGCAUCAUGGUCCGCGUGGAUGAGAACACGACAUCUCCUGGGCCUUUGCAUUGGAUGCUCCCGUUCAAGUUCAACAACAGCGGGCAGGUGAGCCUGCGCAAGCUGCUCUUCAACGAGCGGAGGCUGCUCAAGGGCAGCAACCAAGGCCUGGGCUGGCAUGCCAAAAUCAAGAGGAAGCAGAAAGGCUUUCUGAAGUCUAUCGGCUCUGGCCUGUCCACGUGCUGCGAGAAGCAAGACGACGAUGAUGCUGGUCGCCCGGAGAUCGGCUGGAGCCGACGGUUGAUCGAAGAGAUCGGCCUGCACUUCGAGGAUGGCACCCCCACGAUCAACUGCAGCAACGCAGUGAACUUGCGAAUAUACCGCUUGUGCACAGAGGACUACGAAGUUCCGAUGAGCCCCAAUGCCCCUCCUCACCUUUACGAUGUUGAGGUUCUGAAGCUUCUCAAGGCCCUGCAGUUUGAAAUGGCUGCUGCCUGGGCAUCGAUGUGGAAAGGCAUGCUCCAGGAGCUCACGGACAAAGACAAAGUUCGGGAGUUUGUUGCCGACAGGAUGCAGAACGAGCCAGUUGCAGACUACGCUCUCAAGCUUGAUUGGACCGCAGAACGGCAGCAAUCCGGAAGGAUCGAGCGCGACGCAACUUUGGAAGCCGUGGACGCAGUGUGUGGAUGGCUUAGCGGAUCCCGCGCUUUGCCAAACGACAUGCUGACCACUGAGGAAGAGAUCAAGAAAGCUGGCGAGGAGGCCAGAUGGCCGGAUCAUCAAGGCUACGUUGAAGUUCUGAACCAAGUCGAUAUCAAGCAGGUGAAGACGGCUUUCAUGGCAAACAAAAACACGAAGCUGGCCGGACAGCCGUCUUGGCUGCGGUUGUGCGACGAGUUUGUGUUUGUGAUUCUCCAGCUGAACAUGAAAAGAGUUUCUAACGAGGAGCUGAGCAUGGCAAAAGCAUCAGCAGGCAUGAUGUCGGCAGCUGGCCAGCAAGAGAUGAUUGCCAAGCUUGCGCUGCAUCGUAUGUCUCAGCUGAAUAUGCACAGCCAGAAGGUCUUCAUGAAGCGCUUCAACUUCCUCUGGACCCGAGACACCUCCACCGCGCUGACAGCCAUGGAAGGAGUGGCACAAAGCCUUCGAAAUGUCACGAAGAGCGGCAUGAACGGAGCAGACUGGCUGGAGGAGCAGCUCCAUUUGUACAAGGACAACGUGAUCAUGGGGACGUUGAAGGCAUUGCAGGACAAGUUUGAUGGCUUGUUCCCUGUCGAUUUUGCCAUCCUGAACGGGAGAUUUCCCCUGAACGCACAGAAGCUGCGGCGGCAGCACUUCGAGCUUCAAGACGAUGGACGAACUGUUCGACAGCGCGAUGCUUACCAGGAGAUCAAGGACAUGUGGCAGACGAACCGGUAUUCACAAAUGCAGAAUGUUGUUGUGUCCCCUUCAGACGGCAAGUCUGCUGGGACCAUACAGCUAAGCGUGGACGGGACGAUCUCAGCCUAUGAGAACCUUCAGGAGCAGCGCGAGCGGGUUGAGCAGAUCUUCAACUUGCCAUGCAUCUAUCCCCCCGCAGAAAACUACGCUGGCGGCGCCUUCCAGGAGCUAUGCCUCAAGUUCUUCAAGGGUAUCCAUGUGGAUGCCAUCCACCACACCAGACCCAGACUGAAGGCGAUGAUGGCAAGGCUCUACCAGGAGGAGCACCUCAGAAGAGCUCUGCAAGAGAGCCCUGCCCUGGACUACUUGAAGGACUUCGGGGGCCACAUCCUCGAGAGGCAAAAGCUAAGGAUGGAAAGCCUCAGGUGUAAAUUAUCGGCAAUGCAGCAGACACUGAGGGAAACGGAUCGUUCCCAGCGUAAUAUGGAUCCAUACUAA